Molecule: messenger RNA, 312 nt
Organism: Serpula lacrymans var. lacrymans S7.9
Lineage: Eukaryota; Fungi; Basidiomycota; Agaricomycetes; Boletales; Serpulaceae
Exons: 2
Coding region: 1-312 (103 amino acids)
Source: RefSeq, a predicted model, not a curated record
AUGGAGGCAGUGCCUAGUAAUACAUUUGCAGCAGCAGCGUCUCCUCCUCCUCGCCCGCGUUCCGCACUCGAAAGGUUGACGUCCCCCACCCACGAUCUGUGCGUCAUGUCAACUGUUAUCCUUCAAGCCAUCCGUCGUAGCUCUCACUCGAACUCCGCAGCAGCAGGUCCUACGGCCCAGUUUCAACCGCUUGACACCAUCUAUCCGGUAAAAAUGCGCCUCGCGUCCUACUCCGUGACUGAGAAGGAUACGGGUGCGAGGGUUGAUGAUUGGGUCGCUUAUUUCACAUUCGCCAUUGGCAGUACGUCGUAG